Doryrhamphus excisus (bluestripe pipefish) is the source of this 2784-nucleotide messenger RNA. It is a transcript of the gene l3mbtl2, whose product is annotated as L3MBTL histone methyl-lysine binding protein 2. The record is from RefSeq and is a predicted model, not a curated record. Gene Ontology annotation, molecular function: chromatin binding. Gene Ontology annotation, biological process: negative regulation of DNA-templated transcription. Gene Ontology annotation, cellular component: nucleus. Lineage: Eukaryota; Metazoa; Chordata; Actinopteri; Syngnathiformes; Syngnathidae.
AAUGGUUUCGCGAGAGUACAGUUCAGCGACGCGAUGACGUAGAAUGUAAGCGACCCUCUGUGUGUGAUUGAACUAAACGGCUUUAAAAGUACAGUGUUGCGAGCGUCUAGAAUGUCCACAACUGGAGGAAAUAAGCAGUGGCUGUAGAUUCUGCCAUCAAGGUUAUCGGAUCCAUGUGACUAAUCUUGUAGCUCCAUGAAGUACAGGAUGUCGCACCACUGCGUGGCGUACGGGUGUAACAAGACCGAAGAAGAUGGCGUGACGCUGUUUAAAUUCCCCAAAGAUGCUGAGGAGUUUCGCAAAUGGGAGAAGCAGGUUCAGCGGACUCGCAGUGACUGGGUUGCCUCACACAACUGUCACCUGUGCAGCGAGCAUUUUGGGAAAGAAUACUUUGAUCCUAAGUCAUCCUCUGGGAUUCUGAAGCUGCGACCUGGAGCUGUUCCCACUGUGUUUGUCCGCCCUCACUGCUCCUCCUGCAAUGGAACUGGCUGUAAGAAUUGCCAGCACUGGAACAUUUUUCCAGAAUCUUAUGAGUCUAACAUUACAGCAAAAUGUAGUGAAAGAGCGACAUCCCAGUCACAUGGUACAGAGGGAGGAAGUGAUGAUGAACAACACGAAAGAAUGCCAGGGGUGAAUUCUUAUUCAUCAAAGUCCAGGAGGUCAUCCAUGCCGGCACACCCGCAGGAAAAGCCGAUAUCAAAAAAUAUGUUGCACAAAGUGAAAAAAACUCCCCCAGCAGCAUUGGAUGCACCUGCUGUGGGUUUUGAGUGGGGUGCCUACUUGGACAAGGAAACAUCUCUGGGUGCAUCCGUCUCCUGCUUCAGUCACGCUCCCAUGUGUUCCCAUUGGGAUGACAUCACUGUCGGGACGAAAGUAGAGGUCUUGAACACCAAUGCGGUCAUCCCCGGUAGAGGUUAUUGGAUCGCUACUAUCAUUCAAAUGGCAGGAUACAAAGCCUUGUUGCGAUACGAGGGCUUCGAGCAUGACAGCAGCCGUGAUUUCUGGUGCAGCCUCGUUUUAGGGAAGCUGCACCCCAUCGGGUGGAGCGCCAUGACCAGCAAGCUGCUGGUGCCUCCACGAGAUGUGACCAACAUCACAGAUUGGAAAGAGUAUCUGAUGAAAAAGUUGGUGGGGGCUCACACAAUACCUGUCGAAAUCUGCCUGAAGCCUGCAGAGAAACACUCCUUAAAGGUGGGCAUGCGCGUGGAGGUGGUGGACCCCAAAUAUGUCAGCCGGACACGCAAAGCAGUCAUACACUCCAUGAUCGGGGGACGCCUGCAGCUGGUGUACAUGGACCAGAGCGACUCCCCUGAAAACGUCGUUUCGGAUUUCUGGUGCCACAUAUCCAGUCCUCUCCUGCACCCGAUCGGUUGGUCCAAAAAAGUGGGUCAUGAAAUCAAAACGCAGAGAAAUGGCGGCGAAGGUGCUGCCGCUGGUUGGAAAGGCAAAUGCAACAGUACCUUCCAACUCUUUAAAAAGCCUAGGUUUGUCUACAUGGACGGCGGUUUCUUUGAGGAAGGAAUGAAGCUCGAAGCGAUCGACCCCCUGAACCUGGGCAGCAUCUGCGUGGCAACUGUACACGAGGUUCUGUCAGACGGCUACCUGAUGGUCGGUAUCGACGGUGCGGUGUCGCUCAACGGCUCGGACAAGUUUUGCUACCAUGCGUCGUCUCAUGCAAUUCUUCCCAAAGGUUUCUGCAAAAAGAAUGACAUCCCUCUCACCGUACCACAGGGCUACAACCCCGAUACCUUCACCUGGGAAAAUUACCUGAGUGAUACGGGAGCCAAAGCUGCACCACCACAACUAUUCAACGCUGACUACCCAGGACACGGCUUCAGUCCCAACAUGAAGCUGGAGGCGGUGGACCUGAUGGAGCCACGGCUGGUGUGCGUGGCCACCGUGAAACGCUGCGUCGGACGCCUGCUCCUCAUCCACUUUGACGGGUGGGACAAUCACUUUGACCAGUGGGUGGACCACCAGUCCCCCGACAUCUACCCCAUCGGAUGGUGUGAGCUCACGGGCUACCAACUCCAGCCUCCUCCUGGACUGGUCGAAGCGUCCGAAAAGCAGACGGCGCAGGCCAAGAAACAAAAGCCAACUUUGUACGGGAAAAAGAAACGACGCAAGAGGAGAUUGUACGCUCGUGGUCAGUCAAAAGAGGACGAUGAUGAUCAUGAUGACGACGACAACGACGAUCAGCGACAGCAGCCUUCAAGCGAUGUGACGCUCCAACCCGUGUUGCCGUUGGACUUGUCUUUCACUCCGAAGGCAGCGCUUAUUCAACCCAAGGUGGAACCAGAGGAGCUGGACAUCAGUGCAGUGGAAGUAAAAGUGGAGGAGGUGGAGAUGGAGACCCCGAUCUCCAGUCAAGCUCCGGUUUAACAUGACGCGGCAUAAAAGACAUAAGGAAAAAUGGAUUGAAAAUCAUGAGAACUGAAGAAUAGGUGAGUCAUCGAAAAAAAUUACAUUGGCUGUAAAUCAUUAUUGUAUACUGUAUUGUGUAGAAAGCAGUAAAACUACCUCAUUUUGUCUUUUAGUGCAGCUGUGGUUGCUUUUUAAGUCAGUUGUUGCCACUACAAUCCAGUGUAUGUAUAGUGACAUUUUAUUUUUAAACACAUAUUUUUAUUUUUACCUAACUUUUGUCAAGUGGUCCAGUUGUCGUUUUUCGUAUUCAUGAGCAGCUACGAACAUCAUCAGUAGAAAUGUGCGUCUAAUACUCUGAAUGUUAAACUUUGAUUAAAGAGUGCUGAGAAAAUACCGCAAAUGUGAUCAUUUCAAAAUAAA